GAAAGUGGACCCCUCGUGUGUGUGUGUGAGAGAGCGUGUGUGCCCCUCCUACUCUCACUCCGUUCCGUGAACGCCGCAGUUUAUUAUUUGGUGUUGAAGCGCUCAGGAGAGAGACGCAGAAAAUGACCGUAGAGAGGAUAUUCGACGAGCUUGGACAUUUCAAAAGAUUUCAGGCAUGUCUCUACUUUGCAGUAGUCUUUCAGGCCGUUGCUUGUGGGAUCCACUACCUGGCCUCUGUCUUCUUAGUGGAGACGCCAAACUUUGUGUGCAGUGCGCCUGGCAACAUCACCGAUGUCCUAUACGGUAACCUGACGGGAUCUAGUUUGGAAGAAAUCCUGCCGGUCUUCAAGUCGGGGACUGGGCCCUUGGUGGUGAGGACGGCUGAAGGAGAACAGUGGGAGCUCAGCCGGUGCCGCUGUGCCCUGCGCAUCAACCCAAGAGACUUUACAUACAACUUCGAUGGCAACAAAACAGUGAGAGCCUGCAAUAGGAACUUUGCUUACGACCACACUGAAGUUCAUCAAAGCAUUGUGACGAACUGGGACUUGGUGUGUGAGAGAGAGUGGCUGGCCAAGCUGUGCCAGCCCACCUUCAUGCUGGGGGUUCUGGUCGGAGCGCUGAUAUUUGGGGACAUUGCUGACAGAGUUGGUCGUGUGAGGAUUCUGAUGUUCACCAGCCUCUGUCAGUUUGGACUCGGGGUGUCUGUAGCAUUCUCUGGAAACUAUUACUUCUUUGUGGUGCUCCGCUUCCUCCUUGCCAUGGUGUCCAGUGGCUAUCUCGUGGUGGUGUUUGUCUACGUCACAGAGUUUACUGGCAUCAAGGUACGCACAUGGACCUCUAUGCACGUGCAUGCGGCCUUUGCUGUCGGUAUCAUGGUGGUGGCUUUGACCGGUUACCUGGUGCGAGUCUGGUGGAUCUACCAGAUCAUCCUCUCCAUUUGCACCUCGCCAUUCCUGUUCUUCUGCUGGAAGUUCCCUGAAACGCCCUUUUACUUGAUGGCCAAGGGCCGUUACAAGGACGCUCAGACCCUGCUGGAUUCGAUAGCCCACUUCAAUGGCCUUGAAUACAGGCUGAAGGUAGAGGAGCUCCUGGAGCCAGAGGAGAGAGAGAAUGGCAGUGCUCUGCUGGAGGAGGCAGAGGAGCGGCCAUCGCAGUCGGAAAAGAAGCUGUCCAUCCUGGAUCUGUUCGGCAGCUGGAGGAUGGCGGGCCGUACGUGCACAGUGUGGGCCAUCUGGUUCAUCGGCAGCCUGGGCUACUACGUCUUUUCUUUAGGCUCAGUCAACCUUGGAGGAAACCAGUACAUUAACCUCUUCCUUGCUGGUGCCGUGGAGCUCCCCUCUUAUCUGGUUGGCUGUUUUGCAAUGGACCGGAUUGGCAGGAAGAAGACUUGUGUCCCAGCUCUGCUCCUGGCCGGGGUCGCUUGUAUGCUCAUCAUUAUAGUACCUGCUGACAUCGAGGCACUGACUAUCGCUCUCUGUAUGACAGGGAAGUUUGCCAUCGCCAUUGCCUUUGGUCUCAUUUACCUGUACACCUGUGAGCUUUACCCAACCACCAUCAGGUCUCUGGCAGUGGGUAGUGGCAGUAUGAUGUGCCGUGUUGGCAGUGUGGUGGCCCCCUUCUGUGUGUACCUAGCUGAUGUCUGGGUCUACUUACCUCAGCUCAUCGUGGGAAUCCUGGCAUUCAUUAUUGGACUGCUGACAUUGUUGUUGCCUGAGACCCUGGGCAGACCUCUAACAACCACCUUGGAAGAGGCUGAAGCUCUGGGACGUAAGCCCAGCAAGAAUAUUUCAGCCCUGGGCAAUAAAGAUGCUAAGGACGGGUUGGCAAUGAAUCAACAUGAAACCAAGACCUGAGUUGUAUACUGCUGGAAAACCGGAGAGAUGGAUGCACAGAGAUAAGCUUUGGGGAAAAAAUGAAGGAAAAGAGAGGAGGUGAUGGCUGCCAAAAACUGAAAUAGUAACAUCAUUGAUUUAUUGGAUUGUUGGAAAAAAAAGAAACAAAAAACCCAACAAAGUUUUAUCAGAACUUUUUGAAAUGACAUGUUUGUUGACAUUUUGUUCUGCAAAGUGACCAACAGUUCAGUACUUUAAAGGUCCUGAAACAUUACACAAACCUUCCUGCAUGCAUACAGAUCCCAGUAAUGCAACAAUCAGUCACAGAUACAGUGCAAUCACAGCAGUUCAUAAAUUCAUUGAUCGAGAAAAUUGUGUGCUAUAUGUGUGUAUGUAUAUUGUGUAUGACCAAGACCAAGGAAACAUGAAGUAUAUUAAAGGAUCAUUUCAGUUUAUAACAACUUCAGUCUUAUAUUUUUAGUUUUGCCCAUUAUUGCUAUUAGUUAUGAUAACCUUGUACUCACCAAAGUAAUUGCUGGGAUCUAGGAGCACGGUGACAUAGCUACAACAAAGUCUGACAGCCAACAGUUUAACCAAAUUAUCCAAACAGCUUUAUUUAUUUUUUGCGCACUACAGCAUGCACAGUAGAUCAAAGUUGAACCAGAAUUUGUGAUUGAUGUUUACAAUGGACUGUUUCAAUUUUAUUUAUAUAGCGCCAAUUCACAACAGAAGUUAUCUCAUUGCACUUUUCCUAUAGAGCAGGUCUAGACCGUACUCUUUUAUAAUAUUAUUUACAGAGACCCAACAAAUCACACCAUGAGCAAGCAUUUGGCGACAGUGGCAAGAAAAAACUUCCUUGAUGAAAGAAACCUUGGACAGAACCAGACUCAAUGGUGGAUGGCCAUCCGCUGAUGCCGGAUGUUUGCCUUUGAUUUCUCUUCCAAAUUAGUUCAACCUGUAUCUGGAUCUGAGAUCUCAGCAAUUAACUUUGUGAAUACAAUGUUGUUGAUAUAACCGCUGCAAAAAUAUAAAAACCCAAGUUGUAAUGAACUGGAAUUAUCCUUUAAAAAAAGUAAGUGAGUAUAUUAGUGAUACAACAGUCUUACAACUUCUGCAGUGUGAUUUAGUUGCCUCUCUGAAACAACUAUCAUAAGUGCACAUCAUGGCUGUGCCUCUCUUUCUGAAACAUAGUAUAUAAAAUAUAAAGCAUACAGAUGCAAUGUUAUUCUAAACACAGUGCAAUACCAUGAUUCAAACAAUAGAAUAUUUUAUUCUAAUAACAAAGAAGUGCAUUUAAAAAAAAUAUUUAUUUCAUUUUAGUCACCUUUUUAUUAUUUUCAACUCUUUUUUAAAUCUCAGGGCAUCCACUUUUGGAUAUCACUGUGAAAUUAAACGCCCUGGUAGCUCACCAGCGUGCACCAUUAAGUCCUUACAGCAGCGGCCCAGGUUCAAUUCCAACAUGGGUUUGAUUCCAACCCAGGGCCCUUCACUGCAUGUCGUUCCCUCUCCUGCCUUUCCUGUAUCUAUCUACAGCUGUCACUGUCCAAUAAAGGCAAAAUGCCCAACAAAAGAAUCUUAAAAGAAAAAAAGAUGGUAUUGCUUAGCUUUAACUUUGUUAUUUAAUUUAUGUGUGUGUUAGUAAGAACAAUAGUUGGUGAACAAAUUUUUCUACAAGCUUAUUCUGUGUAUGCAAUCUAGAUGCUGGACAUACUGAAGGAAAUGUACCAUAAAACUUCAAUUAAUAGCCUGGGCUUUUAUUUGCUUCAGUCACUGAAGUCAACCUGCCUAUAUAUGGGACAGGCCUUUAAUUCCUUUCGCACAAACUACUUCAAAAGUAGGGAGUCAAAUUAUACUUUGGUGCUCAUGGUUUCCGUAAAAUGAACUGAAUGAUUGAAUUGUGAAGAAUCUAACCAAUCUAACAAUGUGUAGCAUGUCCAUAUUGACAAACGUUUAAACAUUUAUCAUGAUCUAAACAGCUGAGAACUAGCUCAAGCAGGCGACUUGGUGGGCUUUAAGGUUUUGUACAUUAAAAGAACUUCUAUAAAAACCA
Messenger RNA from Siniperca chuatsi (mandarin fish), 3882 nucleotides. It is a transcript of the gene slc22a16, whose product is annotated as solute carrier family 22 member 16. Gene Ontology annotation, biological process: transmembrane transport. The transcript has 8 exons. NCBI's taxonomy places the organism in Eukaryota, Metazoa, Chordata, Actinopteri, Centrarchiformes, Sinipercidae. The record is from RefSeq and is a predicted model, not a curated record. Gene Ontology annotation, cellular component: membrane. Bases 123 to 1853 code for a protein of 576 amino acids.